Molecule: messenger RNA, 674 nt
Organism: Exserohilum turcica Et28A
Lineage: Eukaryota; Fungi; Ascomycota; Dothideomycetes; Pleosporales; Pleosporaceae
Exons: 1
Coding region: 370-552 (60 amino acids)
Source: RefSeq, a predicted model, not a curated record
UGUAGGUAAGGGUAGGGUAGGGGUAAAUGGCGUACAUAUGCAAGCCCUCCAGGCUACCUUGCACGACGCAGAAGCGGCGAUCACGCAACCGUAACGGGCGAUCAAGUGGCUAAAACCUCGAUUGCUGCGUUUCUGUUGGGAUGCGGCAUGGCAACGAGAGGGUGUGUGUAGGGGGGUGUUUUUGCCCCUUCUAAACCACCUCUUUUUUCUGGGCAUCGGUAGGUGUAGUGAUGCACGCAUCUGCUCAUCGGUCCCAGAAAGCGCAUUGAUUACUGCUGUUGCGAUCAUGGUGAGAGAAUGUGAGCGUCGUCGUGGGAUGCGUGACGUCAUGUUACGUCUUUUCCUUUUCCUGUACCAGUACCUUAGGAGAUGGUUGAAAGUGCGGGUUUUGAGGCGACGCGUUGCAUCGACGGUUUAGGUUUAUUUGCUUAUCGUCUCUCGUUUCUUAUUUCUGCGGCUGGUUCCGUCGUGAUUUGGCAAGGCGGUCCAGAGAGUUUUGUUACGCCGCGGAACGGGGAAGAACCUUGCAUCGAGGGCGUGAAAAGGGCGUGAGAAAAAGGCCCCCGCGUCUGUGAACAGAGUGCAUUGGAUCAUGUGCAGAGAUAUGCAGCCUGAGCUCAUGGUUGUGUCGUUGUUCAGCUGCGUGCACGUGAGAUUGUCAAGGUUUGUGCGGA